This is a messenger RNA of Paramecium sonneborni, 706 nucleotides long. NCBI's taxonomy places the organism in Eukaryota, Ciliophora, Oligohymenophorea, Peniculida, Parameciidae. The record is from the annotation of a GenBank genome assembly.
AAUUUCAAUAAUGUUCAUCGAUUAAUAAUAAGAAGAUAAUUUAAAUAAAGACUCAUAAUCUUAAAUACCUUAAAUACCAUAGACUGGAUACUCUUAAGACUUUUUAAAUGAUUAUGAUUUAGAAUAGGAAAAUUUGGAAAUCCAAGCCGAAUAGUAGAACUUUUCCAAGCUUUUUGACGAGUUGCUCGCUUAUUCUAUAAAUCCAUAGGAAGAAACAUAAACUUAAAAGAAGUAAUAAAGCUAAUCUAAUUUACGUUUUAGAAAGAAUAUAAAAAUAUCCUUUUUCAGAAGAGGAUCCAACCAAAUUAUGAAAAAGAGACAAGAAAAGAGAAGAAUUAGAUAUUCAAAAAAGUCUCUUUUGUAAACAGUUGAAUAAAGAGACUUUAAUGAUUUUAAAUAAUCAGAAUUUUAAGCUAUGUGUAUGACACUAGAAUCUUAGGGAUAAGAAGGGGAAUGGUAAGAAAACCAAUAAAAAUAAGUUUAGGAGCAAGUUGCCAUUCCCCUAGGCUAUUCUUGUGAUGAUUAAAGUAAAUUAUUUGAAUAUCUUUAAUUUUAGAUUUAAUGCUCCUAAACGUGAGAAAUAUUGUCAAUAUUAAUGACAAUUGUAAUAAUUAAAAUAACAAUGAAAUCAACAAGAAUAAAUUAUUGAUGAAUGCACUUUUGAUACCAAAUGCUAAUGCAAUAAUUUUGCCAAAUCUUUGAGUUG